Molecule: messenger RNA, 6144 nt
Organism: Penaeus monodon (black tiger shrimp)
Lineage: Eukaryota; Metazoa; Arthropoda; Malacostraca; Decapoda; Penaeidae
Gene: axo
Exons: 39
Coding region: 1-6144 (2047 amino acids)
Molecular function (GO): calcium ion binding; serine-type endopeptidase inhibitor activity
Source: RefSeq, a predicted model, not a curated record
AUGAUUAUAUCUGAAAAAUAUCGCUUGGAGGACGAGGAUCUUCAGCAUAGGCCUCCUGAAGGUAAACUUCUUAGGCGUUAUCUUUGGAUGCAUAGAACCUCUGUGCCCGAAGAGAUAGCAUCACCAUCAUUAUAUGAAUCAAAGGUUUUCCACCGCUCACUCUCUCAGCCAAGACCGGAAACCAGAAGCUUUGCAAACCACGGCCUUCUUAGUAGCUUACUUAGCAUCAUAUUUUUAGAGGAACCUCACAAAGCGGAAUCGGGUGCACUUGAAUUCGUAAUUAAUCCUAAUAUUGCCAAGAAAACGAUAGUUCCAUAUGUCAUUCAAGAAAUCGACAUCAUGCAUAACCCCAUCAAAAUAACAAAGGAAAUGCAUAGUAUGGUGAUGGAUGGAGCUGUCAGAUUUCUUACAAUUCAGAAACAUCCCAGCCUCCAUCCCGGCAUGUCGCUGCCUGCCCCUUCACCUUGGCAACAUAACAACACGACCGGCCCUUCAGUAGCCCUUAACAUGAGCGUCAACAUCGAUCUUAACCCGGCUUUGCUGAUUGCCGCUUCUGCUGCUGACCAUGGAGUGUCUUCACCGCGGACCUCACUGCCUCCAGCGAGAUACGGUGUCUUGAGGAGGCGAGGGCGCGCAAUCCCUGAGGAGCACCUUGAGAAGACCAACGCUGUGGCUCCUGCUAAGGCCGCUGGAGAGCCGCCUGCUGAAGCCCCACCCCAGAGCCCAGUUGAGACCCCGGUCGAGACCCCAGAGGAACCCCCUGCUCAGCCUCCAGCCAAGACGCCGGCCAAGAGCGCUGGCGAAACUCCCGCUGAGCCACCAGCUGAAGUUCCCAAAGAAGUGCCCGCUGAGACCGCAGUCAAGGCUCCGGCUGAAGUUCCGGCCGAGGUCCCAGAGGAGACCCCAGCCGAAACCCCAGACGAAUCCCCAGCUAAGGCCCCUGCUGCGGCGCCCGUUAACAUCCCGGUUGAAGAGCCCGCCGCCCCGGUCGAGCCUCCGGAGAACCCCGCCGACGCCGAGGAAGGAGAGAAAUCCGGCCAAGAUCCUUCGGCGCCACCGGAGGAGAGCGAGAAGGAGGACAAGGCAAGCGAUCCGGCCGAGGCUCCCCCCGCUGUGCCUUUCGCAGCACCCAUUCCCGAGGGACUUCCGAAGGGCAACGGGACGACCGAAGCGCCUGAAAACGCCACCUCGCUGGGUGCCGUUGCUGUAGAAGGCGUGUCUGACGAAGUCACUUCUACGAAGGCGGAAUCCACGACAACCACCGAAGCGCAGGUGAUGCUCAAUGAGACUACUGAAGCAGUUGAAGUUUCCUCUGAAGUUCCUCCUGCUGCGUCUCCUGAAGUCCCUCCUGGAGUGCGAGUGAAUCAGGAUGAUGUCAGUCUCAUUAACUUCCCCGGUGAGACGUCGAUGGCUUUGUCGGUGUGCUUAGAUGCCCCCAACCCCGGGGUGUGUCGCGGCGCCUUCCCCAAGUUCUACUUCGACCCCGUCACGAGGACCUGCCGCCAGUUCCUCUACGGAGGCUGCAGCGGGAAUGAGAAUAAGUAUAACACGGCGGCUGAGUGCUACGAGAAUUGCUUUCCUCAAGGACAGUCGAGCCACGCAAGAAGCACGGGAAGAACGGACAGUGACACUAAGAACACGUAUCUGGCACUCCACGAUGGCACGGGCACCUCGACGCUCACCUUCACCGGCGACGGGGCGGCAGCCAAGGUUAAGGGCGCCUCUCUCCAGGACUUCCGGGUCAACGGCGCGUACCAACUUCAGUUCUACUUCAGGACCGAUUUACCGCAUGGCCUUAUUGCUUUCUUGCGUCAGGAAUCUGUGCCCGAAGAGCUGGCCGGAAUGAGGAUCCAGUUAUACGUGUACUUGAAGAAGGGUCACUUGGCACUCACACACAUCUUCGGCAACACCACUGAGUCCCUCGUUAUGCAGAGAGGCGGUCUCCAGGGGGGCAACUGGCACUCGGCGGUGGUGAAGGUGGACUCGAAGACGGGCGCAGUCGUGAUGGAGGUCGACAGCCACCACGAGGUCUUCACACUCGAGAGCCUCGCGAACAACCCGCAGUACGCCAGCGGACGUCCUCUCGAAGGGUUCAUGUCGUCCCUCUGGAUUGGAGGUGUUUUCUCAAAGGACCUGGAAAGCGAGGACGUGGUACUAGGAAUAGUUCCCUUCCACGGUUGUUUGCAGGACGUGAAGCUCCUUAGUGGGGAUUCCCUCGACACUAUGCAAUACGUAAUGAAGAUGAGGACGACGAAGCACUCUGGUGUGACGGAGCACUGCAGUAAUAAACGUGCCAGUACUAAGCCUGAGCGGGGACGGAAUUUAUUUAUUUCCUUUCCAUCGACGAAAUUCUUCGACUCGAUCCUCUUCCUACGCAUCCUCCGAAAUCCUCGAGAAACAGUAUAUCCGCGCAUCAUCGAGCCGUACUAUUUACCACUCGAGGUCGACCUGGCGAAGUACACGGGAGUCGAGUCGGCGAGUAACGUGAACUCGACAACCUUGGCACACCGCGGAGUCACGCUCGUGCCACCCGUGAUAUUCAACCACAGAACAGAAGCCACGAUCGUCAUCCCGGGCGAAAUCCGCUAUUUCCACCUCGAUCCCGAUUUCUACGUCGGCAACGCCCCCGACCUCACCAGGUACUGCGGCCUUCCAAUGGGACCCGGAACACGCAUGGGCCCGGGAUGCGAUAAGAACAUCACAAGCUAUUACUACGACGUGACGAAGGGUACUUGCGAAGCUUUCACGUAUUCAGGAUGCGGCGGGAACGUGAAUCGGUUUGAAGAUGAAGAGACUUGCAUGGAUAAGUGUAAUAGGCCAGGCUUGCGAUCCUUCAACACCUUCCUGGGUUGCCUCGAGAAAGUGUUCUUCAACGACUUCCUGCCCGUCACCUUCUCGACGGAGAGCGCCAGCGUGAAGUUGAGGAACGAACGCGGCUCGAACUUCCACGUCACCAUCUCUUUCAAGCCCAGCGAGGCGGAGGGCGUGCUCGCCUCGGGACACCUGUGGCACGAUAAGCACUACGUCACCUUCUAUAUCCACGACGGCCGGAUGGUCCUUAAGCCGGACACCAAGAUCAAGACCGGACACUGGCAAUACGUGGACAUCCGCUACGAUAAGAAGACACAGCUGAUGAAAAUGCGACUGAACGACAAACACGUGAGCAGCAAGAAGGGGGAACUGACCAAGAACACGACCUUCUCCUCGGAAAUCACCAUCGGCUCCAACGUUCUUGAUCUUCAUCCAGGCUUUGUGGGCUGCAUCCGAACCCUGGAGCUGGGAGGAGAGCAAGUGGCGGCCCGGGCCAUCGUCGACACCCCGAUGGCUACCAAGGACGUGACGUUUGAUAACUGUGAGGUGCUGGGGCCCUGCGAGAGGCCCGGCGCCUGCGAGCACGGGGGCAAAUGCACUGUGAUUGACGACGACAUCAGCUGCAACUGCACAGGCACUGGGUACACGGGCAAAACUUGUCAUUUCUCGCUGUACCGCCGUUCGUGCGAGCAGUACCGCCAGAUCGGAUACAACGCUACGGGGAUUUACAAGAUUGACCCGGACGGCAACGGACCCCUCCCUGCUGCCUACGUGAACUGCUCCUAUAAUACAGUGACGAGGGAAACCACCACCACUGUCGUUCAUAACCUGCCAGAGGACUACUUGGUGCGCAGCAAAGGGAAGAAGGACAUGCAAAUAGAACUCGAAUAUAGAGAUUUCACGCCAGAGAUGCUCAAGUCAUUUGUCAGUCAAUCGAAGUCCUGCAGCCAAGAGAUUAAGUACAACUGCAGGAGAUCACCCCUGAAACUGUCUACAAGGACUUGGUUCUCUUCCCCUUCUGACGACUUCUUCACGUACUUUGGAGCGUCGAAGGAGGGCCUGUGCAAGUGCAAAGAACUGAAUAUAUGCCAGACAAAGGAUAUUCCUUGCAACUGUGACCUGGGUGACGGAGUACCCAGGAGCGACACAGGCGUAAUCACAGACCCCGAACUCCUCCCUAUCACCUCCAUGACGUUCCUGCGUGACCGUUAUGGGGAGAAGGAGGAUACGGAGGGAACUUCUGCCAAACACACCGUAAGCUUCACCAACCCCUCGAGCUUCUUAGAGGUACCAGGCUGGAGAGAAGGAAGCCUCUACUUUAGCUUCAAGACGACCUCGAAACGACCUGUCGUGGCCUACCAGCCUGCCAAUCACCCUGGCCACGCCUCCUUCGUCAUCUCGCUCGCAGGAGACAAAGAGCUCGAGUUCACAUACAGAUACCGAGACCAGGUCAAGCGAACUGUCCUGACCUCGAAGCGUCGCCUCAACACAGGUCACUGGCAGCAGGUCCGCAUCGACAUCCACCAGCAGCAGAUGCGUGUCAUCCUUAACUCCGAGGAAAAGCUGUUCGACGUCGAUUUCGAUAUUGUGCUCGACGGUUCUAUGUACCUGGGGGCGAUUCCAGACUUCCCUGCAUCACGCAAAGGCAUGUAUUAUGAUCGUAUUACAUUAGCCAACGUAAUGUAUUUGAAAGAAGACAUCAAGAGCCACAUCAAGAAUUCCAAGGACGACCUCGAGGGACUCGAAGGCCUGGUGGGAUGCGUCCGCGGCCUCACCCUCGACGAGGAAGUGAUCGACCUGAAGAGAUUCAUCCGGGCAUCCGCGCACGGCGUCAUGGAGGGCUGCAUGCCCUCGUGCGACCCCAACCCCUGCCAGAACGGUGCCCGGUGCGUGGAGGGCUGGGGCGCGUACCGCUGCGAGUGCUCCAACCCCUACGCCCACUUCGGAAGAAACUGCGAGACAAACAUCAACGAGAACGCGAUCACCUUCAGAACUCAGGACGCGAAGGUAAAAUACUUCACAAACGACACGGAGGCUCUGGGAAGGUUCAAUCUUCUCAACAACACCUUCUUGCUCAACUUCAGAACCCACGACACGUCUGCCUUGAUCCUCUUCGCCCACGACUGGUUGCAUAAUUUCGUGCAACUUGUUCUCGACGCGCCUGAUAAGCUGGUCUUCCUCUUUAACAGUGAGAAGGAGGUCACACAGGUGCAGGUGGAGGCCACGAAUGGCGUGGUGUUCAACAAGGGCCAGUCCGUGGAGGUCCUGGUCAAGCGCACGGCGACCUGCACGACCCUCGAAGUGUUCACGCUCGGCCAGACGUUCAGCAGGAUGGAGCACAAGGGCCUGCGUCUCCUGCAGCCCGACGAGUACGAGCAGUUCCCCUUCGGCACGAGCAGGCCGCUGCCGGGGAUGGCUUACCUUGGCUCUGCCGAUGACAUGUCAAGUGAUGUCAAGUGUAUAACCAAAGGAAUGAUUGGAUGUCUCAGAGGACUUCGAAUCGGGGAUCAAGAUGUCUCGCUGCCCAGGCUUUCGGCUGAGUCGGACUUCAAGAACGUCAAUAACUUCCACUGUGACUGCUUGGGCACGUCGUACACGGGGCCGUCUUGUUCUGCGGAGUCAGCCUUCACCUUCAGAGGAGACCAGUGGAUGAGCAAAGCCAGUAAUUCGUCUGUUAUUGGUGACUUCACUCUCGAAUUCGCCUUCUCGGCUUCGAAGGUUGUCAGCGACCCACAGCUGAUCUUGUUCCUCAGGUCCACCGACCCAAGCACUGCCCACGACUAUCUUCUGGUGGGGGUGGAAAGUGACGGGUCCCUCUUGAUAGAGGUACAGUUCUCCGACUUAGACUCACAGGAGGUGCACGGGGCUAAGCUCACGCCCUCAGCCCACCAGAUUGAUGUCUUUGACGGGUACAGGCACCACGUGGUCAUCACAAGGUCGCCGACUGAAUGGACGCUGAAGGUGGACGGACAAGAACAUACAACUUUCCCAUUACGAUCUGUGUACGACGUCUCGACAAGUCUCAGGCAAGAUGGUACAUAUUUGUACCUAGGCGGCGUAGAGACAGGAACAGAUGAUCGCUUCAGUCGCUACGUAAACUUCCACGGCUGUAUUUCAAACGUUGAGAUCGACUACGCUGGGGGGAAACUACGCCCACUUUCCAUGACUCUGCGAAGGGAUAUGCACAUCGCCAAGAGCAGCCUGCCUCCUUCGGAAGGGUCCUGCGCUGCCUUCGGGGCCGGCGGAGCUCCGAGCCUCCUUCGCGGAAUCGGGGAAGAUAACACCAUGAUCGCGGUACGUAGCCUCCGACCCAGUAACCUCAAUAAUCAUUAA